Molecule: messenger RNA, 603 nt
Organism: Pichia kudriavzevii
Lineage: Eukaryota; Fungi; Ascomycota; Pichiomycetes; Pichiales; Pichiaceae
Exons: 1
Coding region: 1-603 (200 amino acids)
Molecular function (GO): peptide-methionine (S)-S-oxide reductase activity
Source: RefSeq, a predicted model, not a curated record
AUGGCCAACAUCGACCCCGCUACUCUCCAUUCCUUAAACACCACUGCAGAUAUCGUCACCACUCUCAUCACAUCCAACACGUCGCAGUUGGCUGCAUUUGCUGGUGGCUGUUUCUGGGGGAUGGAACACCUCUUCCGCAGACACUUUGAUAUCCCACAUCAAAUCUUGGACGUUAAAGUUGGCUACGCCAAUGGUAACUCCAACGUAUACUCUCCAUCGUACGAAUCCGUCUGCACUGGCAACACAAACUGUGCAGAAACAGUACUCAUCUCAUACAUCCCGGAAAACAUUACAUACGGUGAUCUCACAAACUUCUUCUUCCACAUCCACGACCCAACGACCCUCAAUAAACAGGGACCUGACAACGUUGGCACACAGUAUAGGAGCGGCAUCUACUACACCACACCUGAACAACAACAGAUCGCCAGCGACCUGAAGCGUCUCGUCCAAGAAGAAUGGCUUCCCAAUGAUACUGUAGUGACGGAAAUCGAACCCCUCUUGAGCUUCUACGACGCUGAACCGUACCAUCAGCUCUACCUUGAAAUCAAUGAAAACGGCUAUCACUGUCCAUCGCACUAUCUGAGAGACACUCCAGGCCACUGA